Molecule: messenger RNA, 1640 nt
Organism: Ipomoea triloba (trilobed morning glory)
Lineage: Eukaryota; Viridiplantae; Streptophyta; Magnoliopsida; Solanales; Convolvulaceae
Product: high mobility group B protein 13-like
Exons: 8
Molecular function (GO): DNA binding
Source: RefSeq, a predicted model, not a curated record
CCAUCUCUCCUUCUCCGAGCUCUCUUAAAAGCCAUGGCGGAUAUUGCUGCAGUUGAAGCGAUUCCGGCGAAGAAAGGAAAAUCCAGAAAAGCAUUGAAGAAUCAGAAGGCUUCAUCGAGUGAGGCCAAUAUAAUGGCCGCCUCAGUCUCCGAAGACGCACCCGAUGCUGCAAUUCCGGUGGGAGAAUCCGCUGAAAAAGAGAACUGCGAGGGCCUUUGCCAGAAGAAUUCGAAGAAAGGGGCGUCCAAGGCGAAAAAGCAAACAGAAGAGUUGUCUUCAUUUGAGAAGGAAAUCCAGGAAAUGCAGGAAAAGCUUCAGCAGUUGAAGAUUGAAAAGGAGCAGACUGAGGAGCUGUUGAAGGCCAAAGAGGAAAUGUUAAUACAGAAGGAGAAAGAACAAGAGAAGCUACAGACGGAACUCAAGAAAUUGCAGAAAAUCAAGGAGUUUAAACCUAAUCUCAACUUUCCAAUUACAAAGGGAGACAAAGAUCAAGAGAAAAAGGGGAAGAAAGGGAAUGAUCCUGCAAAGAAAAGGCCAGCCACAGCUUAUCUUUUGUGGUGCAAAGACCAAUGGAAUGAGGUAAAGAAAGAGAACCCAAAAGCUGAGUUCAAGGAGAUAAGUAAUAUGUUGGCGGCGAAAUGGAAGACGAUUAGCGCUGAUGAAAAGAAGCCAUACGAGGAGAAAUACCAGUCUGAGAAGGAGGUAUACUUGAAGAUUGUUGGAAAUGAGAAGCGCGAACAAGAAGCGCUGAGGCUAUGGGAUGAAGAGGAGAAGCAGAAGACUGCCCUGGAUUUGCUUGAUCAAUAUAUUCAGUUCCAGCAAGAAUCAGAGAGCGAAAACAAGAAGAAAAAGAAGGAGAAGGAUCCACUGAAGCCGAAGCAUCCAUUGUCAGCUUUUUUCUUGUUUUCAAAUGAGCGCCGUGCUGCUCUUCUGGCUGAAAACAAGAAUGUUAAGGAGGUGGCAAAGAUUGCAGGUGAAGAAUGGAGGAACAUGACAGAUGAACAGAAAGCACCUUAUGAAGAGGGGGCAAUGAGGAACAAGGAGCAGUAUGCUAAAGAAAUGGAGAUCUACCGGAAAAACAAAGAAGAAGAAGCUGCAAACAGCAAGAAGGAAGAUGACGAAAUGGAUAAACUUAGGAAGCAUGAAGCAAUGCAAUUGCUGAAAAAGAAGGAAAAAGCUGAAAAUCUCAUAAAGAAAACUAAAGAAGAGCAGAAGAAAAAGCAAAAGGAAGAGAAAAACACUGAUCCUAACAAGCCAAAGAAGCCUGCAACUUCAUACCUCCUAUUCAGCAAGGAGGAGAGGAAGAAGAUAGCAGAAGAGAAGCCUGGAACCAACAACUCUACUGUUACUGCACUCAUUUCAGUCAAGUGGAAGGAGAUGAGUGAAGAAGAUAAACAAGUGUGGAACAACAUGGCUGCAGAAGCAAUGGAGGCAUACAAGAAGGAACUGGAGGAAUACAACAAGGCAAAGGAGCAGAACAACAACAACUGAAUUUUCAUAUUUUAAUAUUUUGAUGGGUUCAACUGGCUGGGUUGAACAACUAAAAGAUGGAUUUUCUUUCUGUUGAUGAAGUGUUGUUAUUGGUGUUUGUUUGACUUGCAAAUUGGAAUAUAUGGAAAAGAACUUUUCCCUUUUUUGGA